CAGAUUAAAACACCACAGUUUUUACUACUAGAGUAUCUUAUUCGAAUAGUCUAGUCUGCAUAUCGCCUAAGGUAAUAGGCCAGGAUAAAUAAGUACAACUCAACUCAAUUCAAUUUAACUAUAUAGGUUAGGACGAAGGCAAUGGUGCAGGCACGGCUCAUAGGAGUAACACCCACUAUUUAUAGUAGAGGCACUAUUUUCCAUGUUCGAAUUAUAGAUAUAGUCUAUAAUUAUAACAUCGCUCCAGCGCUAUUAAAGGGCGAGAGUUCCCUUUCUAGCAAAAAAAAAAAAAAAAAAAAAAAAAAAAAAAAAAAAAAAAAAAAAAAAAAAAAACAAGAACGUUCAUUCUCAAAUCUCUUUACUAUAAAAUUCGACUUAUCUAAUAGUGUAAGUAUGACUAGCAGCAAGCCUUUUAUAUACAAAUAUUAUGUAGCAGUUAUGUGCUCGCAUGAAGGUGUCAGGGGGUAGUAGGGUGUAGCUCUUCCUAGGUAGGAUAAUAAGCCAC
This is a messenger RNA of Aplosporella prunicola CBS 121167, 505 nucleotides long. RefSeq lists its product as uncharacterized. The transcript has a single exon. The record is from RefSeq and is a predicted model, not a curated record. NCBI's taxonomy places the organism in Eukaryota, Fungi, Ascomycota, Dothideomycetes, Botryosphaeriales, Aplosporellaceae. The coding region runs from base 142 to 468 and encodes 108 amino acids.